GCUCGGCACCAGCCCAGCCUGGGCAAGCGGCCGCCACCUGCCCGGCGCCGCCUCCGCCCGCCCCCUCCGCGGCCCAACUUGGAUGGAGUUGGGGUCCUGAGCGCCCGCCCCUCCACGGCCCGCCGGCGGAGAGCCCCGCGCCGCCGCCUCCGCUCCGGCCCCCUCUCCGCUGCUCUCAGCUCCCGCGAUGGGAAAAGUUGGCGCCGGCGGCGGCUCCCCAGCCGGGCUGAGCGCGCUCCUCGCCGGCGCGGGGCUCUUGGUCCUCUGCGUCCCGGGCGCCUGCGGCGGCGGCUCCUGCUGCCCCCAGCUGCCCCCCGGCUCGGCCCCACGCUGGGCUGCCACCCCGGGGGGCUUCGUUGGCCGGGGACCGCGAGGCAGAGCUGCUGCCACACCCCUACCCCUCCUUGGGCGCCCGCUGUUCGCGGUGGCCCCCGGAGACCGAGCGCUGUCCCUGGAGCGGGCCCCGGGCACCGCGGCGUCCGUGGCGAUGGCCCCACGCGCUGGCCGGCGGAGACGGAGUGAAGCGGAACCGGGGAAGGCAGACCGCGGAGAGGGCGCGAGCCGGAGCCCCCGGGGAAUGCUAAGGGACGGAGGGCAGCCGGGGCCUGGGACUCUGGAGAGGGACCCGGACAAAGCCACUCGCUUCCGGAUGGAGGAGCUGAGGCUGACCAGCACCACGUUCGCGCUGACGGGCGACUCAGCACACAACCAAGCCAUGGUCCACUGGUCCGGCCACAACAGCAGCGUGAUUCUCAUUUUGACAAAGCUGUAUGACUAUAACCUGGGGAGCAUCACUGAGAGCUCGCUUUGGAGGUCAACUGAUUAUGGAACAACCUAUGAGAAGCUGAAUGAUAAAGUUGGGUUGAAAACAAUUUUAAGCUAUCUCUACGUGUGUCCUACCAACAAGCGUAAGAUCAUGUUACUCACAGACCCGGAGAUUGAGAGCAGCUUACUGAUCAGCUCAGAUGAAGGGGCCACUUAUCAGAAGUACCGGCUGAACUUUUACAUUCAGAGCUUGCUUUUCCACCCCAAGCAAGAGGACUGGAUUCUGGCAUACAGCCAAGACCAAAAGUUAUACAGCUCUGCCGAAUUUGGGAGAAGAUGGCAGCUUAUCCAGGAGGGUGUCGUACCAAACAGGUUCUACUGGUCUGUGAUGGGAUCAAACAAGGAACCAGAUCUUGUGCAUCUCGAGGCCAGAACUAUAGAUGGUCAUUCACAGUACCUAACUUGCCGAAUGCAGAACUGCACAGAGGCCAACAGGAAUAAACCCUUCCCAGGCUACAUUGACCCAGACUCUUUGAUUGUCCAGGAUGAUUAUGUGUUUGUUCAGCUGACAUCAGGAGGACGGCCGCAUUACUACGUGUCCUACCGAAGGAAUGCGUUUGCCCAAAUGAAGCUGCCCAAAUAUGCUUUGCCCAAGGACAUGCACGUCAUCAGCACAGAUGAGAAUCAAGUGUUUGCAGCGGUGCAAGAAUGGAACCAAAAUGACACCUAUAACCUCUAUAUCUCAGACACCCGUGGGGUCUAUUUCACGCUGGCCUUGGAGAAUGUUCAGAGCAGCAGAGGUCCUGAGGGAAACAUCAUGAUUGACCUCUAUGAGGUAGCAGGGAUAAAGGGAAUGUUCUUGGCUAACAAGAAGAUUGACAACCAAGUGAAGACUUUCAUCACGUAUAACAAAGGCCGAGACUGGCGUUUGCUGCAGGCGCCUGACACAGAUCUAAGGGGGGACCCCGUGCACUGCUUACUGCCCUACUGCUCACUGCACCUUCACCUGAAGGUCUCUGAGAACCCCUACACCUCAGGGAUCAUCGCCAGCAGAGACACAGCCCCCAGCAUCAUAGUGGCUUCAGGUAACAUAGGUUCCGAAUUGUCAGACAGCGACAUCAGCAUGUUUGUCUCUUCAGAUGCAGGGAACACCUGGAGGCAGAUCUUUGAAGAAGAGCAUAGCGUUUUGUAUCUGGAUCAAGGUGGAGUCCUGGUUGCUAUGAAGCACACGUCUCUCCCGAUUCGACAUCUCUGGUUGAGUUUUGAUGAAGGGAGAUCUUGGAGCAAAUACAGUUUCACAUCCAUUCCACUCUUUGUGGAUGGGGUUUUGGGCGAGCCUGGGGAAGAGACUCUAAUCAUGACAGUGUUUGGACACUUCAGCCACCGCUCCGAAUGGCAGCUGGUCAAGGUGGACUACAAGUCCAUUUUUGAUAGACGGUGUGCCGAGGAGGACUACCGACCCUGGCAGCUGCACAGCCAGGGGGAAGCAUGCAUCAUGGGAGCAAAAAGGGUAUAUAAGAAGCGAAAAUCAGAGAGGAAGUGUAUGCAAGGAAAAUAUGCAGGAGCUAUGGAAUCUGAACCUUGUGUCUGCACGGAGGCCGAUUUUGACUGUGACUACGGUUAUGAGCGACACAGCAAUGGUCAGUGUCUGCCAGCAUUUUGGUUCAAUCCGUCUUCUCUGUCAAAGGAUUGCAGCUUAGGACAGAGUUAUCUCAACAGUACCGGGUAUAGGAAAGUGGUUUCCAAUAACUGCACCGAUGGAGUAAGAGAACAGUACACUGCCAAACCGCAGAAGUGUCCCGGGAAGGCCCCGCGGGGGCUGCGGAUCGUCACUGCUGAUGGGAAGUUGACAGCAGAACAGGGGCACAACGUUACUCUCAUGGUGCAGCUGGAAGAGGGUGACGUCCAGAGGACACUCAUCCAAGUGGACUUUGGUGAUGGCGUGGCAGUGUCUUACGUCAACCUCAGCUCCAUGGAAGAUGGCAUCAAACAUGUCUAUCACAACGUGGGCAUUUUCCGAGUGACGGUGCAGGUGGACAACGGUCUGGGGUCGGACAGCGCCGUCCUGUACUUACAUGUAACUUGUCCCCUGGAGCAUGUACACCUGUCUCUUCCCUUUGUCACCACGAAGAACAAAGAGGUCAACGCAACUGCAGUGCUGUGGCCCAGCCAAGUGGGCACCCUCACUUACGUAUGGUGGUAUGGAAACAACACAGAGCCUCUGAUCACCUUGGAGGGAAGCAUAUCGUUCAAGUUUACUUCUGAAGGGAUGAACACCAUCACAGUCCAGGUCUCUGCUGGGAAUGCCAUCCUGCAAGACACAAAGAGCAUCGCGGUGUAUGAGGAAUUCCGGUCCCUUCGCCUGUCCUUCUCUCCGAACCUGGACGACUACAACCCCGAUAUCCCUGAGUGGAGGAGGGACAUCAGCCGAGUCAUCAAAAAGUCCCUGGUGGAAGCCACAGGGGUCCCAGGCGAGCACAUCUUGGUGGCAGUGCUCCCUGGCUUGCCCACCGCAGCUGAGCUCUUUGUCUUGCCCUAUCAGGAUCCGACUGGAGAAAACAAAAGGUCAGCGGAAGACCUGGAGCAGAUAUCAGAACUGCUGAUCCACAAGCUCAAUCAAAACGCGGUGCACUUUGAGCUGAAGCCUGGGGUCCAAAUCCUUGUCCAUGCGGCUCACUUAACAGCAGCCCCGCUGGUGGACCUCACUCCAACUCACAGUGGGUCUGCCAUGCUGAUGCUGCUCUCAGUGGUGUUUGUGGGGCUGGCCGUGUUCGUCAUCUACAAGUUUAAAAGGAGAGUAGCUUUACCCUCCCCUCCCUCCCCUUCUACUCAACCUGGUGACUCAUCUCUCCGAUUGCAAAGAGCAAGACACGCCACUCCGCCUUCAACGCCAAAGCGGGGAUCUGCUGGGGCGCAAUUUGCAAUUUAAGGAAAACCCCCAAAGGCUACAGGCGACCUGCCGAUCAGGAAAGAAUUUCGCUCUUGUCAAGUGCACCAUCCUUCAUGACCACUAACUUUAUGUUUUUUUUUUCUUUCCUUUGUUGUUCUGUUUCCUAUUUUGCCAGGAAGUAUUUCCAUAGUUGCUGAGAAUCAAAGCACAAAAGAAAUCCCUACCUAUGUAAAUGUUUGAAUGGAGGACGCCAGUAAAAACAAAAACAAACAAACAAAAAAAUAAAAUAAAAACAAUCAAAAUCCAAACAAACAAACAAACAAACACUCACUGCAUCGGGACUUUUUAAUUCUUCAGACACAGACAACAAGGGUUUUUAGCUUUAAGCCUGUGCAUGUGGACAAUACCUUGAGAACAUGCUUGGAGGGGCAGUGUACAGGUGCUCUAUUUUAAUGGAAAAAACACUCCCCUCCCCCUUUCUCCCUCUCUCUCUUUUUUCUGAUCGGUCGUGUUUGUAGAACAUUCAUAACAUAUAGAGGCCAAGGAAAUCUGCAUGUGUUUUUGGAAAUAUUCUUGGCUCUAGAUUUAACAGCUAUUUUAGCUCUACGGGCUGACGGGUGGAUUAGCCACCCCAGCCCCUUUCAUAAGACACAAAGACAUGCACAGGAGUGUGAAACCCUGAGCUGUUUCUCUGUUCCACUUUCCUUACUGCCAUUUUUCUGUUCUCAGUUAUCUCUGGUAGCUCUGUUGGCCAGCGGUGACCACAGGGCUGCUUUUUUGCAUUCUGUAUGGCCACAGGGAUGAAGAAGUGAGUUGAAGUUCCAUAUACUCAGGCAGAGUGAUGCAGGCAGGCAGGGGGCAGGCAUGUGAGAAGUGGACCUUUCCCUCACCCAGGCUUUCCCUUGCAGCUUCCCUACUCUCACCCCAACCAACAUAGAAAAGAGAAUCCCAGUUACCCGUCGUCUGGCCUCCCCAUGUGUUUGCUAUCCAUGUGUGAUCAUGACCUCUUGAUGUCUUUGUACCUCUUCCUUCCAGUUUCCAAGUGGUCUUUCAAGUCCCCCUACUUUUUUCUUCCCAAACAUGUUGCAAGAUUCUGGACAUGAACCUCGGUAUUUCCUAAAUACUGGCCUGGCGCCUGCCAACCUUGCCCUUGUCACAUUCAAAUUUCUGAUCCGUCAGCAUGCCAGCUUCCCUACACACUGACCAGGCUGUCCUGCCCUGCAGGGUUCAGCUCCAUGUACCCUUUGUCUCCUCCUGGAGAACCUGCCUCUUGCAAAUAGCCUUGCCUUUUCUCACCUGGAAACAUGCAAUGUGUGUGAAAGAGUUGAUACAUGCAAAACAAUUCAGACCUGGCCAUGUACACUGGAAAAGAAAGCAGACAGAUGCGUAGUGGUAUUCUCACACCUUAACAAAAAUCUCUCGUGUGCAGAUUCCAGAAUAUUCUUGCGAGAAAUGUUUUGACAUGUUACUGUGUGGCAGGGCAGUUUCCUUCUGUAAUGGUUGCUAUUACCCAGUAUUUGUUCUCUCACCGUAGAGUAAAACUAUUUGUAAAAUAAAACUGAUUUUAACGAGAAGAAGAAGCAGGUUAAUGGAUUUAAUAUUGAAGAGUGUCAAAAAGUCUGAGAACAUAUGGAGGUCUUGUCUUACAUGAGGAUGCAAUUUUGGUUAUGAAGGAACCCAGACAUUUCACAUGUGUGAUCUCUGAUCUCUGAGUAUCGUAGUAUUGGCAAAGGAAAAAUUAAUAAGCUUCAAGGGGAGGAGGUAGAUGUCUAAAGCAGAAUGACUCAAGGCAUGAAAAAUCCCUGUUUGCCCAGGGCAAUAAUGAAAGAAGCACCAGAGAAAGAAUGACACAGAAGCAUGUCCAGCAGAAGCCCUUGGAGGAUUAUGAGUUGGGUAAAGCCCACUCUAAAAUAUAGUAGAAAGCAGUUUUGAAAAACCACUCAGAAGGAGCAGCCUCCUUCUUGGCCAUGUUCCCAGGCCAGUAACAGCUUAUAACAGGGUCCCAGUGAUAAUGGGGGUGUCCCAAAGGUCUUGAGGAGCCCUGCCCUUAUGUAGCUGGGCAGGAGAAGAGUGACAAAGCUGCAGUCAGAAGUUAACCAAGCAGAAGUUUUUGUGAUUGAGGAUGCCCAGUGUGGAUCUGGGAAAUGGAUUAUGCCUGCGGCAACCAUCUGUUUGUAGAACUCAAUUGAUCCCCAACCUGCCAGGCUUCCUAUCCCAUAGGACACAUCCUCAUCGAUCCGCUUCAGUUGGAGCCGCCCACGUUUAAUCUGGAAGACAAAAUGUUGGGAAACCAAAAGAGGCUCCCUCAAAACAGCACAGGGGGUCCUUGGAGUUGCAGUUCAAGUAAUUUUAAUCGGAAAAUUAUGAGAAAUGGAAAAACCCUCUGAAUCUAGCACAGUGCCUUGCCUAGAGUAGGUAUUAAGAAAACCACUCGUUGAAGGGAUACAUGAAAAGACUACGUGAGAAAACAUAGGGAAGGAUGGGCUUGCAAGUCCUAAAAAUCGAGGUAGACAUGAGAUACCUGGCAUUUUGGAAAGUGAUCACAGAUGGCCAGCUCUCUAGUGAGCAUCUCCAGGGUCCUCAUGUGCCUCUCCUCCAAGCUCCCUCCCACCUGUAGGAGAUUAGUGAGGCUAGGUACUGCUCAGAGGGGACCUCAUUGUUCUUACAAUCUAGCUCUAUGGUUCUCAAAGUGUGGUACCUGGACCAGCAGAAUCAGCAUCACCUCAGACUUAUUAGAAAUUUGGGGUCCCCCUACUGAAGUCCCACUGAAUCAGAAACUCUGGGGGGCUAGGGGCCCAGCAGUCUGUUUUUACCAGCCCUUCAGGUUAUUGUGAUGCACACAGAAGUUUGGGAACCACCGCACCCUGCCAUUCCAGCUCAAUCCCAAAGAGAACGUAGUAAUGAGAGCCUACAAAUGGGAGGGACCCAAGUGCCUACCUACUCACUAACAGCAGGUGCAAACACAGUGAGGAGUUUGGUGGGCCAGAGGAGUGAGUGGCGAGGGAUGGGCAUGGAAGGGAAAAUUCAGGGGAAGCUAAAAAUCUGAUAUUGUGAUGUUUUCCAAAACUCCCAGAGGGCAAACUGUGCAUGCUCUACCCUGAAAUACCCAGCCAACAUUUUCUCCUUCGCCUUAUUCCUAAUUGGAUUCACUGUCCAAAAUGCAGAGGUUUGCCUUGCUUUUUUUUUUCAGAAGUUCCAAACAGCAACUUUGAGAGCAAUGGGGUGUUUGGCAGCUGUUCUGUGUUUUCCAGGAUUCCAACUGAGCAUUGAAAUCCCUCAUUUGCCAACUUAUUUUUAUAGGAAGCCAAUU
Leopardus geoffroyi (Geoffroy's cat) is the source of this 6965-nucleotide messenger RNA. RefSeq names its product sortilin related VPS10 domain containing receptor 1 (gene SORCS1). The transcript is spliced from 26 exons. Gene Ontology annotation, molecular function: protein binding. The record is from RefSeq and is a predicted model, not a curated record. Gene Ontology annotation, biological process: post-Golgi vesicle-mediated transport. Gene Ontology annotation, cellular component: Golgi apparatus; membrane. Bases 188 to 3694 code for a protein of 1168 amino acids. Lineage: Eukaryota; Metazoa; Chordata; Mammalia; Carnivora; Felidae.